GAUAAAAAAAUGUCCAUCACGUAAGAGAAAUAACCGGUCGUUUGUCGUUGCACAAUCGAUGGCGCACUAGGUCGUAACAUGAAAUUCCUGUAUAUCGUCGGACGUCACUCCGUUCUCCGCAUGUAAAUGAAGAGGCUCGUUCGCCGAUUGGCCGAUUAGGGAGUCGAACAACGCUCGUGAAAUAGUCGCGGAAUGGAUAUACUCAGGUCAGAAGACCUGUGGCACCACAUUAGCGUUGAAAGCGUCAGUUUAUCUUCGUUGCUGGUUGCAUGUCGACGAGAGAUAAAAGAUACUUUUGGAGCUAACAGCGUGUUCCGCGAACGUACCUUCGGUGUCUUCUCGUACCACGUAGUCCACACACGUGCACGUUCUUGUUCCUCCUGACGAUUAAUUCUCACCUCCGGUUCAAGCUGAAACCAAAAUGUUACGUCAAGUCAGUUGAGUCAUUCAGCAGCUGGCCCGUGAUAGUCAAAGCGUACAGGAACCUCACAGGUAUCAUGCACAAGGUAGCUACAGUUGCAGAGAAGGACUAUGGGACAGCCGAUGUAGCGCCGUUGCAGAAGGCUGCUUUAAAGGAGCGCUGUAUACUUGUGGACAAGCAGGACAGAGCUGUAGGUGAGGCCACCAAGCAAGCUUGUCAUGAGAUCGAUACGGAGGGAUGUGUACCGCUCCACAGGGCGUUCAGCGUCUUUCUGUUCAACAGUAAAGGGGACUUGUUACUCCAGAAACGGUCAAGCGUCAAGAUAACGUUCCCGGAUUACUAUACAAAUACGUGCUGCAGUCACCCAUUAGCGGAGAUUCCGAACGAAACGGAAGAGGAAAACGGUAUGGGUGUACGCAGAGCUGCGAUAAGAAGGCUCGGCUACGAGCUGGGCAUACCUAGCAACGAGCUCAAACCUUCUGACUUUACUUAUCUGACAAGAAUACGCUAUCAAGCGUCCAGUAACGGACGUUGGGGCGAACACGAGAUCGAUCACAUACUAUUUUUGCAACGGGAUAACAUCACCAUAAAGCCUAAUCCCGACGAAGUAGGUGAGAUUCGGUGGGUCUCGCGAUCGGAGAUCGACAAUUUUAUGAAGACCACGCCGUUGCUGACACCAUGGUUCCGUCUGAUUUACGAGUAUAAUCUGCCGUAUUGGUGGGACAAUUUGCAUAAUUUGUCUAAGGUGCAAGAUUUCAAAAGCAUACCCAUGUUGAAGGACUGAUCCAUACACGUGUACAGAUUUUGUACAGAUCAAAGAAAUCCGUUUAAAUGCGAAACGACCUUUGGAAUAUUGAUUUCCGUUGUUUGCAUUACUGAGAA
This is a messenger RNA of Vollenhovia emeryi, 1303 nucleotides long. RefSeq names its product isopentenyl-diphosphate Delta-isomerase 1 (gene Idi). The record is from RefSeq and is a predicted model, not a curated record. NCBI's taxonomy places the organism in Eukaryota, Metazoa, Arthropoda, Insecta, Hymenoptera, Formicidae. Gene Ontology annotation, molecular function: isopentenyl-diphosphate delta-isomerase activity. The transcript has 3 exons. The coding region runs from base 498 to 1205 and encodes 235 amino acids. Gene Ontology annotation, biological process: isoprenoid biosynthetic process; isopentenyl diphosphate biosynthetic process. Gene Ontology annotation, cellular component: cytoplasm.